AUGGCGACGGCGUUCAGCGGGGGAGGAGGUGGCGGAGGUGGCGGAGGGAAAGGCAAGAGAGGAUUCCUCCUCGGCCUCUUCAUCUUGGGAGGAGUCGCCGCCAUCUGUCUCAUGCUCUCGGCUGUUCGUCAUACCCAUCGCGCCGUCAUGAUUCAAACACCAAAGAUGUCGGGCCCAUUGAAACUCUCGAAUGAUCCGGUGCUGCGAAACCUUCAGAUCAAGGCAAGAGAACUGAGGAAGGAGCUCAAGACUCGGGCUGAGCAUGAGAGAGACGAACAGCUGGCUCUACUCCACACCCUAGAGCACAAGAAGAAGCUCCUGAUGGAGGAUGAGCAGAUUGAGAAGCAGCAAGAGAGCAGAAGUAACUCUGACCUCACCAGAGCUGAUGGAGAGCUGUCUCGCUCGCUGCAAGAUGAUUUGAUCAAACUUCACAACCUUGAGGCCAUGCAGACGUUCUUGGACACGAAGAAGGCCAAGAAAGCAAACCUCAAGCAGCUCUCCAACGAGCAGAUCAGGCAUGACAAGCUGGUCGAACAACAUGACCUGCUUAUUGCGAAAAUUAAGGCGUUGCAGCAUCACCUUCGGGGGAUUCGAGUAGCUCCAAACAAAGACAAUGAGGCCGAGAACUCGCUGAUCGAUCCUUCACUACAAGACAAGCUGAAGGAUCUCAAAUCUGCUGGGCACAAGCAGGAAGCUAUGUCGCCGUCCUCGCUCGGCGAUGUUCAACGAAGAAUCAAGACGGCUGCGAAGCUCAUCUCCGACGCGAGGUACAUUCUUGCUUCCAGAGCUGAUGCCAAGACCGAGCAUGAGCCAGCGGUGAUCUCUGCAAGAUCAAACUUGCGAAAGGAUCUUGACGCAAUGGAGACGGUGCUCCUGUCGCUGACGCGUCGCAGCCUGGAUGGGGAUAAUGCAGGCAAGCAGCUCGCCAUGAAGUUGGAAAAGCUGGUAGACCAGGCGAUGGUCGAAACCGAUAUUCUCCUGGAUUCGCAUGACAAGUCGCAUGUGGAGGGGCAGCUGAUGAAGACGGAGAUGAGUGACGUUCAACGUCUGCUGGAGUCGAGCUCCUUGUUCGGACCUCUCGCUACUAAACAAUCGCUGAAGUCUUCGAGCAAGAUAAAGAGUGCGAGCAGCCUUGGGCUCAAGGGCAAGAGAGAAGAAGCAGCCGCUUCUCAUGAUAUCCCCAAGUCGCAAAGAGACAAGCUUGCUUCCAUCGACAACACCAUGACGAGGAAGCGAGCACUGAAGCUCGCGGAGACUGCCUUGCAGGGAAGUGUGGACUACUUGAAGCGGCUCGACCCCAAGGCUCCUUCGUUGGCAGAUGUGUCGAGCUCGAGCUACUCCAAGUGGCAGGAGAAAUCAGCUGUGUCGCACGCAAAGCUCCUUGCCAUGCGACGAAAGCUCAAGGGCCUUCUGAGAAACGUUCUGGACACGAAGGAUCUGAACAGCCGUCAGGAUAGAGAGCUGAACGCGGACAUCGCUACUCUUCUUUCUGUGACAAGCGCGGCUGAUCCGAAGGAGUACGAUAAAAUGCUGAAGCAAGCGAUCAAGCAGAACGAGAAUGUCUUGUCUUCGUUCAAAGAUGCAGAAACUUCAGCGGACCGCAACAUCAAUGACGAGCUUUUAACGGCGGACUCUGUGUUUUCUGAUGUGCCCGAGAAGCGGAAAGUCAAGGACAAUGAGGUGCAAGAAGCGAUGAGGGCGGCCCAUGAGAUCGAGCAGAAGAUGCACCUCGUCUUUCCCCAGGGCAAGGAAUUGAAAAUGCCGAGCGUGCCGAAGCACAGGCCCGGCAACUACAUCCCAGGCAUCGGGCUAGUACACAAGCAGCAAAGUUUCUUGAGCGAGCUGUGGAAGCAUCACCGUGUGCCUAUCUCAGAGGCAGAGAGGAGGAUGGACCCCACCUCUGCCCACCUGCGGGUAUCUACGGGUCCCAGGCUCAAUGACGACGGUUCACUGAAAGUCAAGAGUGCUGGAGGUCCAGCUGGGGGGGUCGAGCCAAGCGGGUGGGCGGUGGCGCAGAGGUCAGCGAGGAGUGCGAUGAAGGACGGGAAAGAGGCACAGCAGAGCGACGGGGAGUAG
Guillardia theta CCMP2712 is the source of this 2076-nucleotide messenger RNA. RefSeq lists its product as hypothetical. The record is from RefSeq and is a predicted model, not a curated record. The transcript has 3 exons. Bases 1 to 2076 code for a protein of 691 amino acids. NCBI's taxonomy places the organism in Eukaryota, Cryptophyceae, Pyrenomonadales, Geminigeraceae.